This is a messenger RNA of Closterium sp. Yama58-4, 1098 nucleotides long. The record is from the annotation of a GenBank genome assembly. Lineage: Eukaryota; Viridiplantae; Streptophyta; Zygnematophyceae; Desmidiales; Closteriaceae.
AUGAGGGCUGGUGUUGAUAUCUUUGCUCUUGACUAUGAUGCUAUUAUUGCUGCCAUGUAUGCAUUGACUGUUAGUGCCGAGGGAGACUGUUACUUGUGUGUGCUGCCUGACCCAGGUAUAGAGCCCGCUGCCCUGGGUACUAGUGAGUCUGCUCUCUCCGGUAUGGUGCCCCCUGUACUUGCUCCCUCCAGUGCUGUCCCGGCUGUUUGCGAGUCUGCUCUCUCAGGUACAGCACCCACAGAGACUGCUCUCUCAGGUACCGCACCGGCUGAGGCCUGUCACACCUUCACCCUUGACUCAGUCCUUGCCCAGUCCACCACUGUGCUCCCUUGUCCGGCGGUUCCGUCUGGCUCGUUGUCGGGUUUCCACCUCCCCUCGUUCUCGACGAACCUGGUGAGCAACGCUGUCAUCCAGGAUCAGUGGGUUGACACCUUUACCCCUGGAGGACAGCGUGUGGCGAUCUGCACGUGCUCCAGGACCGGCCGUCACCUGGCUACGUUUACCCGUCGGCCGGGGUCGAGUCUCUACACACUGACCACUGCGUCUCCUCAGGUCGCUGCUGUCGGUCAGGUGUCCGCGUCAGGUCUGGUGGCCCACGCCUCCCGCGUUCGUGGCCAGGGCGGUGAGCGGUACUUUUUGCUGGUUGUCGACGACUACUCGCGUUACACCACGGUCUUCCCCUUGCGCACCAAGGGUGAGGUCCCUGCUGUUCUGAUCCCUUGGAUCCGCACAGUUCGUCUCCAGCUCCGCCGCCGUUUCCGGACGGAUCUUCCUGUCCUGCGUCUGCACUCUGACAGAGGUGGUGAGUUUUCCUCCGAUCUCUUGAGGACCUUCUGUCAGGAGGAGGGCAUCGAGCAGACCUUCACGCUUCCGGACUCCCCACAGCAGAAUGGGGUUGCUGAGCGCCGCAUUGGCCUUGUCAUGGAGGUCGCUCGUACCUCCUUGGUCCACGCGGCGGCUCCCCAUUUUCUGUGGCCGUUUGCUGUCCGGUACGCCGCGCAUCAGCUCAACCUCUGGCCCCGUGUCUCCUUGCCGGAGACCUCGCCCACACUGCGUUGGACGGGGGAGGUUGGCGAUGCGUCGCGCUUCCGGGUGUAG